This is a messenger RNA of Oreochromis niloticus (Nile tilapia), 1601 nucleotides long. RefSeq names its product retinol dehydrogenase 1 (gene rdh1). NCBI's taxonomy places the organism in Eukaryota, Metazoa, Chordata, Actinopteri, Cichliformes, Cichlidae. Gene Ontology annotation, molecular function: oxidoreductase activity. Gene Ontology annotation, biological process: steroid metabolic process. Bases 100 to 1113 code for a protein of 337 amino acids. The record is from RefSeq and is a predicted model, not a curated record. The transcript is spliced from 6 exons. Gene Ontology annotation, cellular component: intracellular membrane-bounded organelle.
UGUUACAUAAUUUCACCUUCAUCACCAGGUUUUGAUGUAGAAAGGACCUUUCAGUUAAUUUUCAGGGGUGAAGCAGCAGAAACAUCUAAAGCUGUAACCAUGGUAUUUACAGACAGUCUAGCAGCUUAUUUGGCAGAGGUAAUCCUGUCACAUCUGGCCCUAACCUGUGUUUUCCUUCUGGCCACGCUCGCUGCCGUCCGCUGGUACAUCAGAGAUUCCUACAAGGUUGAUGGUUUCAGCCAAAAACAUGUGCUCAUCACGGGCUGUGACAGCGGCUUUGGGAAUCUUCUGGCCAAACAGCUGGACCGAAAAGGUUUCCAAGUCAUGGCCGCCUGCCUCACAGAGAAAGGUGCCGCAGACUUGGCAGCGGCUGCCUCUCCCAGACUGAAGACCUUCCUGCUGGAUGUUACAGACAGCGCGAGCAUCAGGAAGGCGGUGGAGUCUGUGAGCAGAGAGGUCGGAGAGCGAGGUCUGUGGGGUCUGGUGAAUAAUGCUGGAAGAUCGACACCCAUCGGCCCAACAGAAUGGAUGAAGUUAGAGGAUUUCACAAAGGUUUUGGAUGUGAAUCUGAUAGGAGUGAUUGACGUAACCCUCCAGUUUCUGCCUCUCUUAAAGAAAGCUCGGGGCAGAGUGGUGAAUGUAGCCAGUAUUCUGGGACGACUGUCUCUCACUGGUGGAGGAUACUGCCUGUCCAAAUGGGGAGUGGAAGCCUUUUCUGACAGCCUCAGGAGGAACAUGCAGCACUUUGGUAUUAAUGUGAGCAUCAUCGAGCCCGGUUUCUUCAAGACUAAUGUGACCCGCGUUGAUCUUAUUGAUGCUGACCUGAGGAGGCUGUGGUCCCGCCUCCCUCAAGAUGUGAAAGACUCAUAUGGAGCUACAUACUUAGAUGAGUAUAUGAAAGCUCAGGCCUUCUCCAUGGGACUCUUGUGCAGUCCGGAUAUCUCUAAGGUGACGAGGUGCAUGGAGCACGCGCUGACCGCUCGCUUCCCACGCAGACGUUACGCAGCAGGCUGGGACGCAAAGCUUUUCUGGAUCCCUUUGUCCUACCUCCCUUCAUUCGUUGCAGACUUUAUAGUCAAUGUGAUUCUCCCUUCUCCUAAACAAAACAUGUAAAUAGCAGACAGCCUUUACCGUCGCUGUGAAAGUUUGUAUGACUGUGUCAUUACUUCUCUCCUGUGUAUGUGUUGACCAUGUUCACCCUAUAAGCUAAAGCUGCAUCUGAUAUUCAAAUGCAUCCUAUUUCCUAAUACUUUUUAUAAAAUAUGAAUAGGCUCAUAAAAUGAACUCACCAGCCAUUUUAUUAAGUAUACCUGUUCAAUCUAAUCAGCCAAUCACAUGACAUCAACUCAGGGAAUUUAGGCUUUUUGACAUAAUCAAGACAAUCUGAUGAAAUGGUUACUAGUCUCAGAUGGGCUGGUAUUUCAGAGAAACUACUGAUAUAUUGAUAUUUUCCCACAAAGGCAUCUCUAGGGGUUACAGAAGAUGAUCCAAAAAGGAGAAAACAGUAGCUCAAAUAACCAUUUGUUAAAACCAGGGUAUACAGAAGAGCAUCUCUGAACACACAACACAUCAAACACUGAAGGAGAUGAGCUAGAGCAGCA